This is a messenger RNA of Lytechinus pictus (painted urchin), 4047 nucleotides long. Its product is annotated as protein FAM13A-like. The record is from RefSeq and is a predicted model, not a curated record. Bases 1298 to 1897 code for a protein of 199 amino acids. NCBI's taxonomy places the organism in Eukaryota, Metazoa, Echinodermata, Echinoidea, Temnopleuroida, Toxopneustidae. The transcript is spliced from 5 exons.
UGGUGCGAACCAAAACACCUCUUUUUAUUCGGCCAUUGCUGCUCUAAAUAUUGACCAAAUUUCAUGUUUUUGGUAUCUUUGUAAAGAAGAAGAAUCAUUCUUUCAGGUCAUGUGUUUGGAUUUUUAAAAGAAUGUUGUAAUAUAGGAAAAACUUUUGAUCUAAAACAUGAAACAAAAUAUUUUUUUUUCAUGCAACAAAAGUUGUUGUUUUCACACUUAAUUUCUGUUUGGGCACAAAUGAUUUUUAGAUCAUGAUAAAGCUGAAGAUCUAAGCUUUAAUAUGAGAUAAUUUUCAUAAGAAGAUGUAUUUUAGAUGGGUCAGCAGCCAGCUUUUCAUAGGCCAAGUACAUUUUGCAGCUCAAAAACAAGAAUACUGCGCUCUGAUUGGUCAUAGAGACCACACACCCACGCCAAUUCCAAUGUUCCCCACACUGGGCCUCUGCAAGGUCACACUCACCAUGUGGUAAUCUCUUCAAAUUACUCGCGUCUGUUUGUUUUGAAAACAGUAUUCAGCCAAUCAGAACUCUGGAUUUUAUGUUACUCAGAAAUUUCAGAAAUCUCGUCUUGCAUCUUGAUGCCACAUAUCAAGAGUGACAUUGUAAGAAAGUAUAGAGUUUGAGCUUUCUGAUGAUAUAAAUAAUGUUGGUGCCUAAAACACAAAAUGUUGUACAAUUUGCAAGUGAAAACAGAGGAAGAAAAUUCUGUUUGAUGCAUCUGUUCAGGUAAAAAAUUCACUUAUUAAUCAAAAUAUUUCAUUCAAAAGAAAUGACCAAUAUAAAAGAGUAACAUUUACUCUUGCCCAUGGUACAAAAAUAAUCAAUAUUACUCAAGGAGAAAGUGGUUAAAUUCUUUGAGAAAGAAUGUCUCACAAUUCACGAGAUUUUGCAGGGACAUGAAUUCAGCCACGAGAGGACUUGGAUAAAUCUUGCUCAUUUGCUCAUUAACACAGGGGCUUGCUGACUGACUGCAUUCACAUACAAAAGAUAUAUUGAGUGUGUGACAUCAAUGGCUCUGUCAUUCACAUACUCCCAAUGAUUAGCACUUCACUAUUUUAAGCAAAAAUUGAAAAUGUUAUUUUGUAUCCAUGUUUGAUAAAAUGUCAGUGUUGUGCUUGAUUUUUUUCUCUCUUUUUAUUUAACUUUAUGUUAGGGUUGACUUGAAUUCUAUUUGUUAAAGAUUGAAUAUACAUGUUCAUGGUCUCCCAGGUACAAAAUGUGAAUAUCUUUUAUUUUAAGAAUUCAUCUCUUUUUCAUUCUGCUUUGUUCUGCUGCAGACAUCAAGAGCUUCCAAAGAAGUGAUGAAACCGCUCUAUGACCGAUAUCGUACAUUGAAGAAACUUAUCAAGAAUAAGGAGUUACGAAGAAGCAUAAGUGAAGAGGCCAAUCCUUCUGAUUUGAAUACCAUUGAGGAGCAUAUAGAAACAAGAGAAUUCAUACCUAAACAUAUGGGGCCUGUUCACAGUAAAUAUGAUAUGGAGCAGGAAGAAGAAGGUGAAGAAGAUGAUAUGUUUGGUACAACAGACUUCAGGGUCACCCAGAUGGUAUCACCGAGUCAGAGGUCAUCUGGAAGGUCACCAUCUGACCAUGAUGAUCUGUGUGAGAGUCCAUCUAGGAAUGAUUCUCCAUUCAGUCCAGCUAGUGCUUCAUAUCAUGAGGCAUCAUUGGAAGAACUUCGGAUGAGGAGAGACCAGUCUCUGAAUGAGAAGAGACACCUACGUCGAGUUCUGAAAGACUUUGAGGAAAAUUUUCUCCAGGAGACCGGUCAAAGAGUUCAAAAAGAAGACCGAAGUCCUAUGGAGAUAGAAUAUGUUCAGUACAAACAUGUCAAGAAACAGUUGAAGCUUCUGAAUGCCCUUAUUGCCAAACACCAAUCACAGACCUUAGCAGCAGUCACAUGACAGUCUUCAGCCAAUCGUACAAAUAUUUUACCUUUAAUGUCACAUGAUCAAAAUGAGUCACCUGAUCAAAAUAUAUUGUCACAUGGUCAAGAAGUAAGAUGCUUGAGAAUAAGGGGUAAGUGAAAUUUGACCCUUACUAUCACUUAUGUUCACAUGAAAAAGGUAAAAUUGAUAUUGCCUCAGCAUCAAUUUGCAGUCAUAAUUUCUAAUCCGUCCAGCUCAGUUUCAUGAUAAUAUGGAAUAGGAGCUGAUUUUUGUUUUGCCUAAAUAAGAAUACCAUGGUUAUGAAUUAUAUCAAUGAUACUAUCAACAUGAGAGUGAGAGUGAUUUCUUCUUUUUUUUAUUAGGUAAAAUUUAUUAUGAGAGAAAUGGUGAUUACAACAUAAUUAGAAUAGAGAUAAGUACAUGUAAAUACAAGUGUUUAUUUUAAUGUUUGCAACAUACAUAUCAAGUGCAAAGAUGCUGAGCCACAGAAUGGCUCAGAAAUGGUCUUCAUACCUGUAUCGUGUUAUUGACUGUGAGAGAGAUCAUUUAAAUAAUAACGAUUUUAAUAUUUCAUGAUAUGUAGCAUUUAAUCAAUCAGAAAAAAGCUCUUUUUCAGAUAUUACCCCAGGUGCAAGAGUUUGUCUGAUAUUUUCUGCAUACUUCAAAAAAGAAUCAAAUACUGUGUAAAAUAUAUUUUCCAAAAUAAAAAAAAAGAAAAUGCAAAUUCGACUUUUCCUGCCCCUCAAGCCCAAAUAUGUCUGAAUAAAUUUAUAUCUUAUGAAAUAAACUACCUUGUGUGUUUUAUCAGGAAAUAUUUGAGAAUAUAUUUCUAAUCCAUUACUUGAGAUUAUCAUAAGCCUUCCAGAAAUUAAUGAAAAAUAAGGCUUCCUUUCAUUGUACAUAUAAAAUCCGAAGAAAUUUUGUUUAAAGAUUUUUGACCUUUUCAGUCUGUGCCUCAAAAUAUCAAACCCGAAGGAAAACCAAACGAGACUGUUUUGAUAAAUGGUACUUCAUUUCAUUGGAUAUGCCUUUAAUACCUUAAUUUAAACCACUACUUGUCAAUAUCAUUGCAUAUCAUUGCUAAUUUUAGACCUCUAGUAUAGCCCUUUUUAUUUGAUUGAUUUAAAAUUACAUGUUUAAGUAUCAGUUGGUAUAUUGGUACAUAAACUGUAGUUUUAUGCAUCAAAAUACAUAAUUACAUUCAUCUUUUAUUAUUCUGAGGCAUUUUUAGCCAUUAUACCAAAUGCAUUAUGAUUAAGAGUUUUAAAUGUGUAAACGUCUGUUUAUUUGCUUAAUGAUUUAUUUUUCCUGAGAAACUUGCACAAGUAUUGAACUAUGUACAUAUUCAUAGGACCUAGAUCAAGUAUAUCCUGUUUAUAUUCUACCAUUGCAUUGAAGUGAUUUUACAACAUUUUUAUUCAUUCAUUCAUGGGAGGUGAACCAUAUGUAAGUUGCACAUUUGCAACUCUCAGCAAGUGUUUUACAAAGAUUGAAGUCUGAUUGUUCUUAAAUUCCAAGUUGAAUUUGUUACACCUCCACAUUGGUCACAUCAUACUCAAGAGGUCACACACACAUUACAUGUUAAGUAUCAUGUGUGUGUUUACAUUAAAUCAACUCAUUGUUUAACCUCCCCCUGAACUGAAUUUUUCAAUAAUCCUCAUCAAAUUUCACCAAACUCUAUGCACUUUGCAUUAUGAUCAUUAAGAUUUGUUGAAGGUCAAGUUCACCCAAGAAAAGUGUUGAUUUGAAUCAACAGAAAGUCAACAAGCAUAGUGCCAGAAAAUUCAUCAAAAUCUGACAUGAAAUAAGGAAGUUAUGACUUUUUAAAGUUUCGUUUAUUUUUCACAAAACAGUAAUAUGCAGAAAUCGUUGACAUGCAAAUGAGAGAUUCAAUGAUUUCCUUCACUCACUAUUUUUUUUUUAUUGUUUGAAUUAUACAUUAUUCAAGUUUUACAGUUUUGAAAAUUGGGAACAACUUGACUGAACCUUAAAAUGUUCAAAUAAACAAUGGUAAUUCCAUAUAUUAAGGGAGCUUAUAAAAAAUGUUUCACAGGCCAAUAAGGAGAAAGUUUGAAUAUUUCAUAUAAUAAAUCAAAUAAGAAAUAGUGGGUGAUGUCAUCAGUCCCUGCAUUUGCAUACUGACCAGGAUGUGAAUGUAACUAUUU